Messenger RNA from Histoplasma mississippiense, 3198 nucleotides. RefSeq lists its product with no specific name. Lineage: Eukaryota; Fungi; Ascomycota; Eurotiomycetes; Onygenales; Ajellomycetaceae. The record is from RefSeq and is a predicted model, not a curated record. The coding region runs from base 1 to 3198 and encodes 1065 amino acids. The transcript has 3 exons.
AUGAAGACAAAGCUCGACGGGAGAGAUUGGGCCGGAAAGGCUCUUGCUUCUCAACAAGAAUUCUUAAGCGCUUCUACGCCAGAUCCAAUCUAUGCAUAUUUCGGUGUCUCGGCGGCUGGAAUGGCUGAUCCCACUGGAACAAAGGAUGGUUUCUCUUAUCAGACAUUUGAUUUGCGCGAGAACUGUUCCGCAAGGAAGCAUGUGACGAGCAUGUCUACUGAUGUAGACGUCUUAGUCCCACUCCCGAUCUGUGAGCUGACCGACACCUCAAUCCAGCCAACUGCUGCGCUUCAUGAGUUUUCGAACGUGACUAGCGGUGGUGUCGUGCACUUGGAUAUAAAGUCGACCACAUGUCGCCUCGGGUUCAGCAAUUAUACUAAAGUCUACGUGCACAUGAAGAACCCAAGAACAGAGCUAUGCGAACCACGUGAACUAACGGCCGAAAUGCAACGGGUCAAUUGCACCGAGAGAUAUCCCCAAAGUCAGUCUUCUGCACUAUUUGAUGAUGAAAAUGGCGAUUUUCGUUGGUUACUCACCGUUUCGGACAUCCGUUACUCCCAAAAAUUUACCCCUAGCUCUACCCCGCGGCUGAAUAUCUCACACUGGACUCGGGAUGUGAAACAAGUAACUACAAUUUUGUGCAAACCGCAAUAUACUGUCAUGCGAAGGAAUCUGACGUAUGAACACUAUGAUUCGGGGAUACCUCGAAUUCAACUGCAAAACCCCAACGAGCGUCUGAGUAUAGUGAAUUUAGAUGGAAUAUCAAGUUCGGUACUCAGUGGGGCAGUUUUUCAGUCCCUAAAAGCAGGCGCUCUUCUUUUCCGUCCUAUCAAUCCGCAGCCUGAAACCUUACCUUCAAAUGAUGGAGUAAACACGCUAUUUCAACUAAUGGUUAAAGGCUCAGAAGGAGGAGCUACGUUGGAGAAGUUUCUUGACGGCGAGAUCAUGAACAAAGCAUUCCAAAGAGUUUACGGUGGCAUCGCAUCCCAAUUUGCGCAACAAAAUCUACUCGUUCCAAUAUCUGAGGAUAUUACUGGAAAGGUCGUCUAUAUUGAGGACCGCUUGCACGUGACAAUUCAUUCGCUCUGGGUAAUGCUUGCAAGUUUCGUUAUUUUGUCGGUCUUAACGGUAAUUAUACUCUUCACGCGACCGUCUGAGUUUGCGUCACGAGAUCCCGGCUCAAUUGCAGCACAAGCUACGAUUCUUGCCGGAAGCAAUGAGCUUCAGCCACUGCUACAGGAUGCUGGUCAUCUAUCGGGUCGUGGUAUCGGAGACAAACUUCGAAAUUAUACAUUCAGAACUUCUACUUACCGAUCGUUCAGGAUCACUGCUCGUUAUGACCUGAGAGAAAGCAUCACCUCUAUCGAUGAACACGUUGUCGAAGCAAGUGGAUUCUGGAAGCCUCUCGCUGCAAGGAGGCCUAUGCUCGUCCUGACAUUUAUUAUGCCGAUGCUUGCUAUUUCGGCGCUUGAGAUAAUGCAACAGUUUUCAAAUAGUAAUGAAGGAUUGAUGACCAUACAUUCGGCAAAAUGGAAAUAUGUUCCACAGUAUCUUUGUGCUGUCGUGGCUGUUAUCAUUGCAACAUUUUAUAAUAACCUAGACUUUACCGUUGCCAUGUUCGCACCAUUCGAGGCUCUCCGCAAAGGCAACGUGACAGCAGGACGCAGCAUCGUAACGCACCUUCUUGGAAAAAUCCCUCUGGUUGCUCUUUGGGAUGCAGUGCGAGGAAACCAUAUCGGCGCAAUAUCAUCGACAAUUGCAGCAUUUGCGGCCAGCUUUUUAACUAUUGUUAUUUCCGGUUUAUGGAAUAUAGACCCAUCAGUCCGUCAAUCGCAUUCUGCGAUUGCUUACCGAACAGACCAUUGGAAUGUGGCAUUGAAAAACUACAGUUCCAAUGAUGGAAAUGCUGGUUUAGUCUUAAGACUCCUUCGACAUCACAACCUGACCACACCGCCGUGGACGUGGAAUGAGUUUAUAUUGCCAAAAAUCCACGUUGAUGCACCGAAUGCUCGCCUUGGGCUCGUGGAUCGGGACGAAUACGUACCCAAGAGUCCGAUUACUUAUACGUUCACUCUUCCAGCAUUGAGGCCCUCAUUGAAUUGCAGACUCCUCACAGCAGACGAUAUCUCUUUGGCCAAUUCUUAUGGGCCAGGGCCACAUCAAGGGACCUACCAAACAAUUACCACAGCAGCCGUGCGCGCAAAGCUGCCACCCAGCUGUCUUGCCACCCUACCUGAAAAUGUGACUAUUGCGGAGUUUAAUCUUACCUAUCUGGAAGUUGAAGGGUUCUCAACAGGCGGAGGCUACGUUGGUUCUCUAUUCGAUUUAUAUCUUCCACCGCUGGAUCCCGCUCAUCUAGUGGAUAUAUGGGAAAGGCAAGACAAUCCAAUUGGCUGUCCAUCUGUCGGCAUCGCAUUUGGCUAUAUGCGUGCCAACCACACGUCGUUAACCAAUAUAACGGCUGCAAUCUGCAAUCAAGAAAUCCAGAAAAUCUCUACCGAGGUUACAUUCGCUGGAGAUCCAAAUUUAGGCUUCGUCGAUCAUACAGAUCCACCCAAAUAUAAAAAUACACUACCGAUAGAGCUGCUAACCAACGGCACAAACGGGUUUUCUUCGUUCUCCUUUCGCGUGCAAGAACCUCUUCGACCGUCACUGGAAACUCACAGUAAAGGUACAUCGCAGAAAGGUCAGCCUCCCGGUCCAGAGACAUUCGACAUCUUCUACGAGAUCAUACAUGGACCAUACGGUGACACCUCUCCUGAGUUAUUAAUGGGCGCAGAAAACGCAAAUAAGCUCCUCGAUGUCGUUAACCAUUACUACAGACUUUACAUGACGCAGGUUAUCAAUCUUACGUUACGCAAACCAAUGGAUACCCCCGAAACCAAACAACGGUGGCGGCGGCAAGUUGCUGGAAAUAGCAAUAACAAUCAUGAUCGUGAUAAUGAUAGCGAUGCCAGUUCCGCUCUCAACCCGCCCUCUCAGCAGAACUUUACAGGCACGCUACACAUCGCAACACCUCGGCUAAAAUCCAAUUUCGGCCCCAAACUCGCUCUCCAGCUCAUACUAGCCGUCAUGGUUAUCUUGGGGUGUCUGGCUGUGUUUACGAUGCAAGUGCCUUUGGAUGAUGCAUCUUUUUCUCUCUUGCUCUUCAUGUACAGUAGGGAAAGCAAAAAGCGGUUUGACCUUCGGUUCUUCUAA